GGUUAUUAUGGGUUUGAUCUUAUAGGCUAAAUACAUCAAUGGGUUUGCAGGGUUGCACCUAGUAUACAUAUGGUAUGCACUUUGCACCAGUUUGCACAAAAUGGCCAAAUAUUAGCUAACCUUGAGUGGCUGUUGUGUUUUAACGUUAUUAAGCUGUUGUUACCACUACAAAGAGGGACUGAGGGAGAUAUUGUACUUUACUCGUUUACUAGUUAGGUUACUUUGUAGGCUUGAUUCAGAUUGAUAAUACAGUUAGGCCAACAUAAAAUCAGAAUUAGCCCCACCAUUACCUGCAACAUUUAAGUAUCUAUAAUCAAUUAUUCAAUUAAACUACUGCUAUUACGGCUAUCUAGGCAACCAAUAAAUCACUUUCGGAAAGGUGAUCUGUGACUGUUUCCAGGUGAGGAGGAGCCAAAAUACAGAGACAUCUCCGGAUGUGGGAACACACGUCUUGACAGGCCAAAAUGGAAGAGGAGUUGAGUUUUCAUCGUGGGGAAGUUAUAAGGGAAAAAUAAUUGGAGUAUGCGAAAACGGGGCAAAGAGAUGGCACAAGAAGAACCGCUGUAUGAUUUCCCGGAGCCCACCCAGCCGUCAGAGCGCAAGGGGCAUCAAAGAGGACAGGGCUCUCUGAGAAGCAUCAGCGUAUUGGACCGUCUCCUGCUCACAGUUCCUGUCUGGCUUCAGCUGUCCAUCAACCCUGCCACCGCACUGCACAUACUGCAGAGGGAGCCUCCUGGGGUCAGAGCCACAUACACAAACUAGAGAAAAGUACACCAUAUGUUGCCUGUGUAAUAAUUUAACAGGAGUUUCUAUAGUGCAGGCUUCAACGUUGCAACAUGAGUUUACAGUUCAGAAAAACACAUGACAUAUCAUUUGAUAUACUUAGAAUAUUUUUUUUACAAGCACGUCACACAGAGAGACAAUGCUUAUGGUCACCAGCAUCUCUGCUGUGAGUCGAGAAAUUCGUCCAUUGGCUCUUCUCAAAAUAUAUCUUAUAUCACCUCAGAUCUACCAAUUACAAGCCCAUAGUUUAAAGGUUAAGUGUCAAUAUACAUCUUCAUUUUUUUCUAACCUAGACUUAUAUUAAUUCCUUGUGAUUGGAAAAAUGGUUAUACUUACAUAAUCACACACACACACACAAUAUACCUCUCUUGCUUUCUCUUUCCAUGUCCAACGCACUCACACAUUCACUCAGUAAUCACUUGUGUUGUCCUGCAGACCUUCUUGGUGCGUAAGUCUCGCACGUCCAAGAAAGACGUGCUGUGUGUCCGCUUGGCAGAUGACAGCUUGCCAUCCUUUGUUCAGCAGUUUGGCAUCCGGCAGGAACACUGCACUCUGUCUCUGGAGACCUCAGCCAUCAGCUUCCCAGAUCUCCCACGACUCAUUUCCUUCUACUGUGUCAGCAGAAUUCUGGAAUUCCCAUCUAAACAUCCGUGGGCCACGGGUGGCCCCUAAGCCCCAGAAGGACAAAGAGAAGAAGCCAGACGCUGUAAAUUCAGUCCCGCCUGCUGCUGCCCCACAGACGAGCUCGGCAGCUCAGUCGGAUUCAGUUCCCCAGCCCGACUCAGACAACCAGCUCAAGACAGCACCUAAAUCAGACGCCGCCACCAAACAAUCAGGUUCCAAUCCCACCCUGUUCCAUGAGUUUUGUCCAAUCACUACACGCAGCCCCGGAGAGCUGGACUAUGGCUCCGGCCAGGGCGCUCUCUGUUUCAUCAACCCUCUUUUCUUGCAGUCCCAGAACGCUUUCUCCAGACGACGCAUGUUCAAACACAGUCUCAAGGUUCGGAUUUCCACAGAGUCAGCCACCCUGCUUUCGCCCCCACUCGCUCCUCCACCUCCACCACCUCUAAUGCCUAAAACCAAACGACAAUGUAAAGCUCAGAAACAGGCACAAGGAACCGUCCAUCCCUUGAAAGGUCUUUUACAUGAUGAGAACCCAAGUCAGAACACCCCCAGUGAGGCCCAAGUUCAGCCUCCGUCAGUAACUCCUCACCUCCAGCCUAAGAUGCAGGAGCAGGGCCAAACACAAAUGGAACCAGGCCAAAGGGAAGCUGGAAUCAGGGGGGGUACAACUCAGCUACCAACAGUCAUGGAGAAUCUUCCAUACGACUCAGACUACAUGCAGCCGUCUCCAAUGAUCAAUUUCUCCCAUUCUCCCUCACUCCCUCCUUACCUCUCCCCAUCGGUUUCUCCCAAGGCGCCUCCCCUUUUCCCCAAAGUAUCUCCAUCCCUCUUUCCUCAUGACUCUCCCGGUGCUUCCCCCCACGUCUCGCCUCAUCAUUCCCCAUCUCUUUCUCCCAAGGCUCCCUUUUCCCUCUCUCCAUAUGACUCACCCAGCGCUUCACCCUCUCUUUCACCUUACCAGUCCCCAUCUCCUUCUCCACAGGUCCCCUUCGCUCUCUCUCCCUUCACCUCUCCAUCCUUCCCUCAGCUGGCAAAGCAAGCCUGUCAUACACCUGCUACUCCUUCAGAGCCAGAGCAGCAAAGAUCAGAUAGAGUGGCUGAGGAGGAGGGAGCAGGUGCUGAGGAAAGUAAGGAUGAAGAUGAUGAGACAAAUGAGGAACUGCACACAAAGAGGGAAGAGGAGGAUCUGGUUUUACAGAUGACUGCUGCUUCUCUAAAUGACACAGACAGCUGCAGUUCCUUCAGCAGUCUUGAGGGAGCAGCAGAGACUCCACCUCACUCACCCCACAAACUGGACAAUGGUACAAGCCUCUAGCGAACAACUGAAUUAAAUUAUCAAAGUAUCGUGUAGAAUUCUUUAAAUAUUAAAUGACAAUUCUAGUAGUUUUGUAUGUUUUAACCGCAAAUUGUGUAAACUUCUUAUUAUGCUCUAUCACCAAUAAUUUCUAAAACCAAAAAUGUUCAGUAUUUUGUGAAAAUUAAAUUAAGAAAUUUCAGACUUGAAACUUUAUUGGGUAAGGUAGUCCAUAACCGUUAACCUUAAGUUUUUGCAACAGAGGUACAAAUAAAUGACAUCAAAACUAUUAACUAUUAUUCUGACAUGUACUGUAAUGCUUAAAAGCAACAAUUUAACUGUAGAAACAGGAUCAUUCACAUAAUCCUAUUAAAUGAACAUUAAAUAUGAAGAUGUGAAUGAUCCUGUUGUUUCUAUAGUUACAUUGUUGCUGUUCAGCAUUAGAUGUCAAUAAUUCUUCAACUAUGUAUUUGUCUCAUUUUACUAAAGGUCCU
Perca fluviatilis (European perch) is the source of this 3195-nucleotide messenger RNA. Its product is annotated as ras and Rab interactor 1-like. NCBI's taxonomy places the organism in Eukaryota, Metazoa, Chordata, Actinopteri, Perciformes, Percidae. The coding region runs from base 1280 to 2722 and encodes 480 amino acids. The transcript is spliced from 4 exons. The record is from RefSeq and is a predicted model, not a curated record.